This is a messenger RNA of Telopea speciosissima, 922 nucleotides long. Its product is annotated as probable xyloglucan endotransglucosylase/hydrolase protein. Gene Ontology annotation, molecular function: hydrolase activity, hydrolyzing O-glycosyl compounds; xyloglucan:xyloglucosyl transferase activity. The record is from RefSeq and is a predicted model, not a curated record. NCBI's taxonomy places the organism in Eukaryota, Viridiplantae, Streptophyta, Magnoliopsida, Proteales, Proteaceae. Gene Ontology annotation, cellular component: cell wall; apoplast. Bases 20 to 907 code for a protein of 295 amino acids. Gene Ontology annotation, biological process: xyloglucan metabolic process; cell wall biogenesis. The transcript has 4 exons.
CUCUAUAGGUUGCAGAGAUAUGAAGAUGAGGGAAUUGCUUGUGGGUUUUCUAAUUUGUGGAGUAUGUGAAGUCAUGAUGGGUGCAGUACCUAAGAAGCCUGUAGAUGUGCCAUUUCAAAAGAAUUAUGUGCCCAGUUGGUCCAGUGAUCAUAUCAAGUACAUCAAUGGUGGUUCCCAGGUCAAGCUUGUCCUUGACAAAUACUCUGGAACGGGAUUUCAGUCUAGAGGAUCCUACUUGUUUGGGCAUUUCAGUAUGAGAAUAAAGAUGGUUGGAGGUAACUCUGCUGGGGUUGUCACUGCUUUCUAUCUUUCAUCACAGAAUACAGAGCAUGAUGAGAUAGAUUUUGAGUUCUUGGGGAACAGAACAGGUCAGCCUUACAUUUUGCAGACAAAUGUCUUCACAGGAGGGAAAGGAGACAGAGAGCAAAGGAUCUACCUCUGGUUUGAUCCUACCAAGCAUUAUCAUACCUACUCCCUUUUAUGGAACAUGUAUCAGAUUGUCUUCUUCGUGGAUGAAGUGCCUAUAAGGAUAUUCAAGAACAGCAAAGAUCUUGGUGUGAAGUUCCCCUUCAACCAACCCAUGAAGAUAUAUUCAAGCCUAUGGAAUGCAGAUGACUGGGCUACCAGAGGAGGAUUGGAUAAAACUGAUUGGACGAAAGCACCUUUUGUAGCAUCAUACACUUCCUUCCACGUGGACGGUUGCGAUGCUUCGUCGCCUCAAUCGGCACAAGUGUGCAACACUCGUGGGAAAAUGUGGUGGGACCAGAAAGCCUUCCAAGACUUAGAUGGGCUUCAGUACAGGAGACUCCAAUGGGUCCGAAAGAAAUACACAAUUUACAACUAUUGCACUGAUAGAUCAAGGUUCCCUAGUGUCCCUCCGGAGUGUGCUAGGGAUAGGGACAUAUAGGAAGACAAUCUUUUU